AUGACAACGAACAAACCGACCAUAUACACCCUUUAUGAGCGACGAACUGGGACAUGGCAAUACGUGGUAUCUGAUCCGUCCACAAAAGCUGCAAUCAUCAUUGACCCAGUGUUGGAUUAUGAUGCUGCCACCCAGAUGAUCACGACUUCCACGGCUGAUACGAUUCUAUCGCUGAUCAAGGAAAGAGAUCUUCGUGUAGAGAAAAUCCUAGAAACUCAUGUACAUGCGGAUCAUAUCACGGCAGCAUCGUAUCUUCAGAGCAGGCUUGCACAGGAACAGGGUCAGAAGCCACUCAUCUGUAUAGGGAAACGCAUCGUGCAAGUGCAGAAGCUGUUUGGUCGGAGAUAUCACAUUCCUGCAGAGGAUUAUGUGGGUGCAUUUGACAAGCUUCUCGACGAUGACGAAACUUUCAGCCUUGGAAUUCUCAAGGUGACGGCUUUGCAUCUCCCUGGCCAUACGCCGGAUCAUAUGGGCUACGUGAUCGGAGACAAUGUCUUCAGCGGCGACUCAGUCCUAAACACAGAUCUCGGCACUGCGCGCGCUGAUUUUCCUGGUGGUAAUGCGUCCGACCUCUUCAGCUCUGGACGUAAACUUUUGAGCUUGCCAGAUCAUGUCAAAGUCUGGACAGGACAUGACUAUGUCACCGAAGAACGUGGGGAAGCGGUGCCUUUCAUGACGGUUCGUGAUCAUAAACAAGGGAACAAGCAUCUCAGAAACGGCCUUACCGAGGAGGAAUUUGUCGCUCUGCGAACUCAGCGCGAUGCGAAGUUGGCAGCCCCAAAGCUGCUUCAUCCCUCUCUGCAGAUGAACAUCUGCGCCGGACGACUUCCUGAAGUCACAGAGGAGGGAAAAAGGUACUUGCAUCUUCCGCUCAAACUUGGAAGUGAACGGUACCCUAGACAUUGA
This is a messenger RNA of Aureobasidium melanogenum CBS 110374, 906 nucleotides long. RefSeq names its product putative metallo-beta-lactamase domain protein. The transcript is spliced from 2 exons. NCBI's taxonomy places the organism in Eukaryota, Fungi, Ascomycota, Dothideomycetes, Dothideales, Saccotheciaceae. The record is from RefSeq and is a predicted model, not a curated record. Gene Ontology annotation, biological process: glutathione metabolic process; hydrogen sulfide metabolic process. The coding region runs from base 1 to 906 and encodes 301 amino acids. Gene Ontology annotation, molecular function: sulfur dioxygenase activity.